This is a messenger RNA of Colossoma macropomum (tambaqui), 1019 nucleotides long. It is a transcript of the gene noxred1, whose product is annotated as NADP-dependent oxidoreductase domain containing 1. Gene Ontology annotation, molecular function: pyrroline-5-carboxylate reductase activity. Bases 9 to 1019 code for a protein of 336 amino acids. The transcript has 6 exons. Lineage: Eukaryota; Metazoa; Chordata; Actinopteri; Characiformes; Serrasalmidae. Gene Ontology annotation, biological process: L-proline biosynthetic process. The record is from RefSeq and is a predicted model, not a curated record.
GUUCAAGAAUGGACUUAACGAUUAAUUUAAACUCUCUCGGAUUUGAGGCUGGACUCAGUGAGGGUGAAAAAGAAUUGACGUUUCUGCGCAGUCGGUCAGCAGGUUUGACUGUUAGUGGAUGCGGGCAUGCAGUGUUUCUAUGUGGACUUGCCACUACAGUGAGGGAGAAAUUAAGGUACCUGACUAAUAAAUCACGCCUGCCUGGCCUAAAUCUAGGUAUUAUUGGAGGCGGACACGUUGGCAAACAGUUGACAAAGGUUUUACUAACUUUGCCUGGAUUUAAAUCAUCUAACAUCAACAUUUCAACCAGAAGGCCUGACACACUGAAGGAAUUCUCCAAUAGCGGGGUGAAGUGUUACUUCGACAACCGCAGCCUGGCCGCUUGGGCAGACAUACUCUUCCUCUGUGUGCUCCCCUCUCAUCUGCCUCGAGUGUGUGCAGAGAUUCACUCUCAGCUGCCUGCACACUGCCUUGUGUACAGUUUCACCACUGCUCUGCCGUUACAAAGGCUUGCACGACUCCUUGGCCACAGUUUUGUUCUGAAACCCCGUUAUGAUUUUGUAGCCUGUGAUUCAGCUCUGAUGUGGCUCCGCCAUAAUCAAAUGAUGACAGCUUUAAAGGAUGAAGAAGUGCUGACAGCAUCAUGCCCACUUUCAAUGAGUGGUGGGCUUUCAUUGGAUCAGAGGUGGGUGUCUGCUGUGCUGUACAGUCUCCUCAACAUGUGCACUGCUGAACGAUUGGGGUUCAGCCAAGCCGUCCAUCUGCUCAAUGAGCUGUUUCAGACCAAACCCUCAUCCGGGACCUUUACCUGUCAAAGCUUUGUCAACUCAUCCUGUGCAGCUACACUUACUAACUCUGAGGAGCCUUUUCCUUGGAUCAACUUGAUCGAUGCACAGACAAAGCAGACCCCCUUGUCUUCUUGUCUAACAGCAUCUAAAGUUUUACAAGACUGCAUUUCUGCAGUGUAUCAUAAAACAUUUUCUGGCAUGUCAUCUGCAAAGAAUGAGAUGAAAGAGUGA